Messenger RNA from Neoarthrinium moseri, 2052 nucleotides. RefSeq lists its product as uncharacterized. Bases 1 to 2052 code for a protein of 683 amino acids. The record is from RefSeq and is a predicted model, not a curated record. NCBI's taxonomy places the organism in Eukaryota, Fungi, Ascomycota, Sordariomycetes, Amphisphaeriales, Apiosporaceae. The transcript has 8 exons.
AUGACCGGCCGCGAGAAUAUCAGCUACGAGGCUCCAGCGCAGGAGGUUCUCCGCAGGGACAGCAACCUGAAGCUGAUUGCUAGCCCGUUGAUCCCCGAUGAUGACAAGAAGGCCGAAAGGGUCGCUUCCAUAGGCUUGAGCAUCGACGGGGAGCCUGACGUUGAAGACCUUGGCUUUCGGUACAGAGACGACCAUGACUGCCCUGAAUUCGUGAAGCAUUCUAGUUCAACUAAUUAUGAGCUUUUCUACGACUUAUGGUUCGUGGCCAAUCUGGAGGUGUUCUCAUCUUCGAAAGGCGUCUCCAAGGAAGAAGACUUAUACUCUUACAUCGGAUACCUGACUAUCUUGUGGUUCACCUGGUUCCUCGUCGGCAUGUUCGACGUCCGCUUCGUCACGGACAGCAUCUUUGAGCGCGUGAUCCGAACUGCACACCUUGGCGUGAUGGUCGGAUUCAGCGUCGUGGUCACAUAUUUCAACCCAGACCAGCAGGAGAAAUCUUCCUUCCAGACACUGUCAAUCAUUUUGAUGGUCUCACGACUUGUCCUCGUCGUCCAAUACGGUACGAUCAUGUGGCACAUCCGCAGGUACAAGCAGGGCAAAUACCCCAUCGCCAUCGCCGCGGCAGUGCACUUCGUCGCGGCCAUGAUCUUCCUUGGCGUCACCUUCCGGUUCGAAGAGAACCGGAACAGCAGGGUCUACAUCGUAUGGUAUAUCGUCGCCGUGUGUGAGGCUAUCAUCCAGCUUGGCCUGGCCAAGUUCUACAAGGUCCUCACGUUCACGGGAACGCACUUGACAGAGCGUAUGACGGUGCUCACGGUCAUCAUCCUCGGCGGUGGCGUCACCAGCAUUGCUAAGAACGUUGUGCUUAUCGUCAAGAACGCCGCAGGGUGGACCAGCGCAACCAUCGGCGUCCUAACGUCUGCCAUCGCGCUGAUGUACUGCUUUUUCAUGCUCUACUUCGAUUGGAUGAACCAUCACCAUCUGAAGGGGGCACGGCAGCUGGCGUGGUCGAUGCUGCACUUCCCGUUCCACGUGUUCCUGCUGCUGUUCAUGGAGGGCGCAACGCAAUUCAUGGUGUGGUGGAAGGUACACGAGCUGACGGAAUGGGUCAAUGGGGAGUUCAAUGCCCUGAUCGAUAAGAUCGCCGCCACCGACGUUUACAUCACCAGCGACUACCUGGCGGCGGAGCUCAACAGCACCGUCCAGAUCAUCUUCAACUUGUACCCGUCGACAUACACCGAGACGGACGAACGGGUCACCACCCUGCUCCAUGACGUCCAGGGCCUACCACAGAGCCUGUGGGACAGCGCGCCGGGCACCUAUCCGGACCUCCUCGAGCGCUUCGAAUACGACGUCAACGAGCUGCUGUACGCCAUCAUCAACUCGCUGUUCGUGGGGUUCAAGAUCGAUCCGUUCGAGGACAUGGAGGAGACGGACCCGGCGCUGCGGCAGGACGCAGGCAUUAUACAGAUCGCCACCCGCUACGACACAGUCUUUCAAUAUGGCUAUAUCACAGCCGGGCUGGUGCUGAUGCUGAUGACGAUCAUGUUCGCGCUGACACGGCGGCGGCGCUCAUCCGGUGGCUGGAGCACGUUCGUGAUGUUCCGCACGGCGCUGUUCUUCCUCAUGGGCUUGGGCCUGUCGCUAGUGUCGCUGCUGGCCAGAUCGUCGACCCACGGGCUGACGUAUCUGCUGACGCCGUGGCUGCUGCCCACCAUCUGCAUCGUCUUCUUCGUCGUGCUGCUGCUGACCCACCUCCCGCACCCGCCACCACUGUUCUUUGCCGCCCGGGCCCGGGGCGGCGGCGGUCGAGCCAGGUCGCGGAGGACCGACGACGGCGAUGGCAAGCCCGCGUAUAGCAGUGUGCAGGUGCAGGAGGUCGGCUCGCACGGCGUCGUGUACGAUACUCAGGAGUACAAUCCCCAGCGGUGGGGCAACGCUAGCUACGCACAUAUACAUUCUCCGUACGGGUCAGAUAUGACUUACCAUAAUGCCUACGGGCAGACGCACGACCUGGGAAUGGCCAGCUCUCCCGCGGUGCGGACUUCAUGA